AUGCAGGAUACACUAACAAGCUACGUUUGCCUGAUGAAGCACGUGGUCAUGAUAAUACAAGAUAAGGCUCGGCCCGUCGCUUGUGCAAACUCUGAUGCUGGUAAUGAGAUUCAUUUCAUUUGGUCGGCAAGUUCAAUAUCUGACUAUGGAUUUGCUAUCAGUCAGGUCUCGGACAUGACGAGGGUGCUGAUGACACACAAUCUCCAUGACCGUGAGAAUAAAUGGGGAAUUAAAUCACACAACAGCGCCCUUGCUCUAGCUAGCCUCACCACAGCUCGCCGUUGA
Fusarium proliferatum ET1 is the source of this 285-nucleotide messenger RNA. RefSeq lists its product as uncharacterized. NCBI's taxonomy places the organism in Eukaryota, Fungi, Ascomycota, Sordariomycetes, Hypocreales, Nectriaceae. The record is from RefSeq and is a predicted model, not a curated record.